Molecule: messenger RNA, 440 nt
Organism: Racocetra fulgida
Lineage: Eukaryota; Fungi; Glomeromycota; Glomeromycetes; Diversisporales; Gigasporaceae
Source: the annotation of a GenBank genome assembly
GAUUGCAAUCCAAUUCAACCGAAUUACCUAAUUUGACUGUACUAUCUAAUUUGACUGAUCAAACUGAACUAUUUGAUUCAACUGAACUAUCCAACCCAACUAGACUAUCUGACCCAACUAGACUAUCUGACCCAACUGGACUAUCUGACCCAACUAAACUAUCUGAUUCAACUGAACUAUCUGAUUUAAUUGAACAGUCUGAUUCAAAUGAGGAAGGGGAAGAUGAAACCACUUCAGAUUAUAGCUUUAGUGACAAGGAAAAUUUUAUAGAAAUUGAAAAUCCAGUAGUUCAUACAAGAAAGGGUACUCUAAAGAAAAAACAAUUUAAGGAGUCCUAUGAAUUAGAUAAUAAUAAAAAGUCUAGUGUCAAAGAGCAUUCAAAUGCACAAAAGACUAGAAAGCCAACUCAAUGCCAACAAUGUUUAAAAUACCGGUCAUAA